AUGGCCAAGUGCCCUGGAAGAAGAUGCCCAAAGUAUAAAGUAAAGUGUGAGAUUGAAGAAAGAGACCAGUGCUCCCGACACAAACAGUGUCCAGCAGACCAGAAGUGCUGCCUGUUCGCCUGUGGGAAGAAAUGCUUGGACCUCAGCGAAGGUGUUCACAUCUGUUCCCAGUCCUCUGUGUGCAAAAUCACAAUUGUGAGUCAGGAUGAAAGUGUCUAUCAUAAGAUGCUAAAGUGUCUAUCAUAA
This is a messenger RNA of Mastomys coucha (southern multimammate mouse), 246 nucleotides long. Its product is annotated as WAP four-disulfide core domain protein 6B-like. Gene Ontology annotation, biological process: negative regulation of peptidase activity. Lineage: Eukaryota; Metazoa; Chordata; Mammalia; Rodentia; Muridae. The coding region runs from base 1 to 246 and encodes 81 amino acids. The transcript has 3 exons. The record is from RefSeq and is a predicted model, not a curated record. Gene Ontology annotation, cellular component: extracellular region. Gene Ontology annotation, molecular function: peptidase inhibitor activity.